Messenger RNA from Phycomyces blakesleeanus NRRL 1555(-), 450 nucleotides. RefSeq lists its product as hypothetical. The record is from RefSeq and is a predicted model, not a curated record. Lineage: Eukaryota; Fungi; Mucoromycota; Mucoromycetes; Mucorales; Phycomycetaceae. Bases 1 to 450 code for a protein of 149 amino acids. The transcript has a single exon.
AUGUCAACCUUUAAUAUUGCUGCUAGUUACAACAAUCGCAUAAUUUCAGAUUAUAUAGAAGCUGUCAACUCCUUUGACCUUUCAUUUGAAGAUGAAUUUACAAAUUGGUUAAAUGAUAUAGCUAAAAAACAUGCCAAUAAGGUUUACCAUCAAUCUUACAGUCAUAAGAAGAACAUGGUCUUCAUUGGGAAGCCUCUUGAAAAUCCUCUCAAAGUAAAGACAGUAGUUUACUUGUGUGAUUAUGCUGGAAAAUCACAAGUGAAAAAAACUUCUCAGCAUGCUCAGAAAUGCGUCAGAACAACCAAGUCUAUCAAGAUUGGCUGUCCUGCUAGUAUCUAUAACACUAUGGGAAAAAAGUGGGGAUUCUGCUGGGGAUUCAGCUGGAGAUUCAGCUUGGGAUUGAGCUGGCAAUUCUCGCGAAUCGCAGUGGAAUCUCUAGUUCCCUUUUAA